This is a messenger RNA of Gorilla gorilla gorilla (western lowland gorilla), 993 nucleotides long. RefSeq names its product mitochondrial ribosomal protein L43 (gene MRPL43). The transcript has 3 exons. Gene Ontology annotation, biological process: mitochondrial translation. The coding region runs from base 49 to 528 and encodes 159 amino acids. Gene Ontology annotation, molecular function: structural constituent of ribosome. Lineage: Eukaryota; Metazoa; Chordata; Mammalia; Primates; Hominidae. Gene Ontology annotation, cellular component: mitochondrial large ribosomal subunit. The record is from RefSeq and is a predicted model, not a curated record.
GCCCCCCUCUCCUCGCCGCUUAGGCUCCGCGGCCUCCAAGCUGUAGCUAUGACGGCGCGCGGGACUCCGAGCCGCUUCUUGGCCAGCGUUCUCCACAACGGACUGGGUCGCUACGUGCAGCAGCUGCAGCGUCUGAGCUUCAGCGUCAGCCGCGACGGCGCCUCGUCUCGCGGCGCCAGGGAGUUCGUGGAGCGGGAGGUGAUCGACUUCGCCCGACGGAAUCCAGGGGUCGUAAUAUAUGUAAACUCGCGUCCGUGCUGCGUGCCCAGAGUAGUGGCCGAAUACCUUAACGGGGCUGUGCGCGAGGAGAGCAUCCACUGCAAGUCGGUCGAGGAGAUCUCGACGCUGGUGCAGAAGCUGGCCGACCAGUCGGGCUUGGACGUGAUCCGCAUCCGCAAGCCCUUCCACACCGACAACCCUAGCAUCCAGGGCCAGUGGCACCCCUUCACCAACAAGCCGACCACGUUCCGCGGGCUACGCCCCCGAGAGGUUCAGGAUCCUGCCCCAGCCCAGGUGCAAGCACAGUGAAGAGUUGCCCCACCAACUGCAGCCCCAGGCUUUGGACUGUUUCUCCAGUAAAGGUGGUUCUUCCCCUUUGGGAUUCCAAGCUCAGGCAAAUGGAACCCAUCAGUGGGCAAGUUGACAGAGGUUCUGCUUGGGAUAAUGAAGAGCUGCCUGUUUCUUUCCAGUGCCUGCUUCUGGGGGCAGUGACCUUGUGAACCACUCAUUUUUAUGCAAGUGGCAUCCCUAAAACCUGAGAUGAGGAAGACUUCAAGGGUUUUACAGGGCCCUUGUUUUUUAAAUCCAAAUUGAUAAUAAUGAUCUCAAAACACAGUGAGAGGUCUGAAGGCUGGCUUCUGAAGAAUCCCUGAUGUCUUAUUGGAACAACCACUGAGCUAUGGAGAGCUCUGCUGUGAUGGGCUAGGCACUUUAUAUCUGUGUGAAUACAGAUUUAUAAAACAGGUUAAUAAACUUAUCCAAGGUCACAUUUCA